AUGGUCAAGCACUCGAACAAGAUCAAGCGAGCCGAGCGAAGGGCCCCGGAACCGGGCCUCAAGGUCGACUUCGAGCCCGUCCCCACCGAGACCGACAAGCCGACCGAAUCGUACAAGCCGUUCCAACACUCGCAGCAGCCUCAAAUCAAGAAGCGUGCGCCAGGUGCGGCCGUUGGAAAAGCAGCACGAGCCAAGAAGACAAAGGCGAUAGAGAGGGCCGACAAGACCAACCAGAAGUUUGUCGUCAACAAGGCCAAGGCUGAGAGGAAGAAGCUCAUGAAGUCUUGA
Kalmanozyma brasiliensis GHG001 is the source of this 288-nucleotide messenger RNA. RefSeq lists its product as uncharacterized. The transcript has 2 exons. NCBI's taxonomy places the organism in Eukaryota, Fungi, Basidiomycota, Ustilaginomycetes, Ustilaginales. The record is from RefSeq and is a predicted model, not a curated record. Bases 1 to 288 code for a protein of 95 amino acids.